This is a messenger RNA of Miniopterus natalensis, 1425 nucleotides long. RefSeq names its product doublecortin domain containing 2 (gene DCDC2). Gene Ontology annotation, cellular component: microtubule; kinocilium; microtubule organizing center. NCBI's taxonomy places the organism in Eukaryota, Metazoa, Chordata, Mammalia, Chiroptera, Miniopteridae. The record is from RefSeq and is a predicted model, not a curated record. Gene Ontology annotation, biological process: neuron migration; intracellular signal transduction; cilium assembly.
AUGAGCGGCACGGGCGCCAGGGCGGGCCACCGCGCCCAGCCGGUGGUCAAGAGCGUGCUGGUCUACCGCAACGGGGACCCCUUCUUCGCGGGGCGCCGCGUCGUCAUCCACGAGAAGAAGGUGUCCACCUUCGACAUCUUCUUGAAGGAGGUGACGGGCGGCGUCCAGGCGCCCUUUGGGGCCGUCAGGAAUCUCUACACCCCACGGACCGGCCACCGCAUCCGUAAGCUAGACCAGAUCCAGAGCGGCGGCAACUACGUGGCCGGGGGCCAGGAAGCCUUCAAGAAACUCAAUUACUUGGACAUUGGAGAAAUCAAGAAAAGACCAAUGGAAGUCGUUAAUACAGAGGUAAAACCAGUAAUCCACAGCAAGAUCAACGUGUCCGCUCGAUUCAGAAAGCCUCUUCAGGAACCCUGUACUAUCUUCUUGAUUGCAAAUGGAGACCUCAUCAGCCCAGCCUCUCGCCUCCUAAUCCCCAGAAAAGCCUUGAAUCAGUGGGAUCAUGUGCUGCAGAUGGUCACGGAAAAGAUAACUCUGCGGAGUGGGGCUGUUCACAGACUUUAUACUUUAGAAGGAAAACUGGUUGAAAGCGGGACAGAGUUGGAAAAUGGGCAGUUCUAUGUGGCUGUUGGCAGAGAUAAGUUUAAGAAAUUGCCUUACAGUGAAUUACUUUUUGACAAGUCAGCAAUGAGAAGGACUUACGGUCAGAAAGCUUCUUCACUGCCUCCUAUUGUGGGAUCCAGAAAGUGUAAAGGGAGUGGAAAUGAUCGCCAGUCUAAGUCAACCGUAGGAUCCAGUGACGACUCUUCUCCUCAGCCCCCAAAGAGGAAAGGAAAAAAAGGCGAAGUGAAUUUAGAAAAACCCACAAAAGGGAAACAAAACCAAAAGUUAAAGAACUCACCACGAACAGUUCCCAACAGCGAUGAAGGCAUUUUCAAAGCUGGAGCAGAGAGAUCUGAAACACGGGGGGCAGCAGAAGUCCAAGAAGAUGAAGACACUCAAGUGGAGAUUCCAGUUGAUCAGAGGCCAGCAGAAAUAGUAGAUGAAGAAGAAGACGGGGAGAAGGAAAGCAAGGACGCAGAAAAGAAAGAUGAGUUUUCAGGAGUGAAUGGUGACCUUGAAGGAGGUGGGGUGGUUACGGCCACCUCCGAGAGAGCCAAGGGGACGCCGGGGCACCCAGAGGAGCAGGGAGGCCCCGCUCGUGUUCACGGAGGCCCCGAUGGGGAAAACGGGGAGGAACUGGCCCAGGUCGGUAACGAGCUUCAGGAGGCGGUGGAUGAAGAAAUAGAGUCUGAAGGAGCUGGCAGCGAGCAAGAGGAGGCUGACUUAGACCCUCUAAGACCGCCAAGGCCAGAAGUGAAAAUCACUAGUCCACAGGAAAACGAAGACAACGAACAAAGCAAGGACCCUGCUGUCGUAGCAUAA